AUGAGAGUCAUCGUCAGGGAAAAUGCUCUGGCAGUGUCAGAGUAUAUCGCAGACUACAUUAUCACGCGCAUCAAGACAUUCCAGCCAACCCCGGACCGGCCCUUCGUACUCGGACUCCCUACCGGCAGCAGCCCAGAGAUUAUCUACAAUAUCUUGGUGCGCCGCUACAAAGCCGGCGACAUCUCGUUUAAGAAUGUCGUGACGUUCAACAUGGAUGAAUAUGUCGGCCUCCCCCGUGAACAUCCCGAAUCCUACCACAGCUUCAUGUACAAGCACUUCUUCUCGCACGUCGACAUUCUGCCACAGAACAUCAACAUCCUGGACGGAAAUUCCCCAGAUCUAGCCGAAGAAUGUGCCUCGUUCGAAGACCGCAUCGUCAGCUACGGAGGUAUUGAGCUUUUCCUUGGAGGAGUCGGCUCAGACGGCCACAUUGCGUUCAACGAGCCUGGCUCCUCGAUGAGCAGCCGCACGCGUGUCAAAACUCUGACAUACGAUACUAUCUUGGCUAACUCGCGCUUCUUCGACAAUGACAUGUCCAAGGUGCCGCACAUGGCCCUGACAGUGGGUAUCCAGACCAUCAUGGACGCACGCGAAGUUGUCAUUGUAGCUACUGGCCCGCACAAGGCAGUUGCUCUGGAAAAAGGCCUCGAAGGCCCCGUCAACCACAUGUGGACACUGUCUGCAUUGCAGCUCCACCGGCACCCGCUCAUCGUAUGUGACCGGGACGCAACCCUCGAGCUUAAAGUCAAGACAGUCCGAUACUUCGAGGGAAUUGAGCAGGCCGGAACGGAUGCCCGUACCCAAGGUCCGUGGUUGGCUCACAAACCUAAGACACCCAAGGCCUAUGUUCCUCAACAGCAGCCAACCCCGAAGGCAACACCUACGAAGAUGCCCCAGCCAUUGCGCAUCAAUACAGAGCUUCAGCGGUCAUUUGAUGAUGACGAGUUGACCCCUGAUAGCAUGUCCUCCCGGAUGGUCGACUCGGCCGUCAGUGGACUAGACUCGAUGCUCAAGGAUGAGCUGAUGUUUGAUCGGAUGGGAUCCCGCGUAACUGCCAACUAA
Aspergillus chevalieri is the source of this 1062-nucleotide messenger RNA. RefSeq names its product putative glucosamine-6-phosphate deaminase. NCBI's taxonomy places the organism in Eukaryota, Fungi, Ascomycota, Eurotiomycetes, Eurotiales, Aspergillaceae. Gene Ontology annotation, cellular component: cytoplasm. The coding region runs from base 1 to 1062 and encodes 353 amino acids. The record is from RefSeq and is a predicted model, not a curated record. Gene Ontology annotation, biological process: N-acetylneuraminate catabolic process; carbohydrate metabolic process; N-acetylglucosamine catabolic process. Gene Ontology annotation, molecular function: glucosamine-6-phosphate deaminase activity; identical protein binding. The transcript is spliced from 4 exons.